This is a messenger RNA of Aspergillus calidoustus, 2118 nucleotides long. NCBI's taxonomy places the organism in Eukaryota, Fungi, Ascomycota, Eurotiomycetes, Eurotiales, Aspergillaceae. The record is from the annotation of a GenBank genome assembly.
AUGAGCUCGAGGGCGCUCACUUGGUCGCGGGCUGCUCAGUCCCCGCUCACGUGGCAUUCGGCCGUACUGAAUGCUUGCGAUGAAGCUCAUUCAGCUCCCCGUCGCUGUUUCUCUUUCGCGUGCGAUCGCGGAGUCAGCCAGAGCGCCGACUUCUCGUCUACCAGCCACAGCUAUGAUCGGCUCGGCCGUCGUGCAAAGGAGAAGUUGCUCGAUCGGGAGUUCUUUAUGAGCUUAUUGAACUCGGCGUCUACUAAACGCGAAGCGAAAUCAUACCUCGCCCGGAUCAAAGCGCAGCACGGAGCGAACCCCCCAAAGAAACAGUCAAGUAAACAAAUCGAGCAGACCAUUGCCAAUUCACUACCUUCCGGCGUCAACUUGGGGUCAUUCUACUGUCCGUCGAAAUCCAUCAACGAUGCACCCGUGUUCCUUCAUGAUUCAACACCCACCCCCACACGGGGGGAGUUACCAGAACGACUGCACCUAGCCUUGGUCAAAAUCAAAACCCCGCAGCUGCUGGAUGAUCAUACUUUGACUGGCGUGGCCAAGACCCUCUCCCAGCUCAACCGGCUGGGGAUGGCCUGCUGUGUGGUUGUUGACCCUGGGUCGGACGGAGAUGCCAACACGCUGCGGAAAAUAGCUACCGAGCAGGUUGGUCGCAUUUCGACGGCAAUUGACGCUCAGCCUGAUUCGAUGUCCGCAUAUCUGGCUUCGGUGUUGUCCUUGUCAGCUAAGACGCCAAACAUACCCACGGUCUCGUCUCGCAAGCAACUCCUUGGCCCGCUGCGGGAUGGCCAAAUCCUGAUUGUUGCGCCAAUUGCGUACACGGAAGACGUGCCAAAGGCUGUGAUAGUACCCGCUAAUGAUGCAAUUUUGGCUUUGACCAAGGAGUUUGCAGGCCUGGCAUUGACACCAGAUCCUGACGAGGAUCCCCUGGUGGUGGCCAAGAAGAUUAGUGACCUACAGAAGGAAGUGUCUUUGGACCGUGUUGUCCUGUUAGAUCCUCUCGGAGGCGUUCCAGCUUUUCGUGGGCCUCAGACGUCGCAUGCCUUUAUCAAUAUGGACCAGGAAUUCGAGAGCAUUGAGCGCGAGCUUUCCCAAGUCCGCCAACCGGCGGGUGAGAAACAGGGUACAGGUCUUGCUGAUUCCAUCGUCCAGAGUAAUCCGCUGUCAAAGUUGGUCGAUUCUGAGAUUGCGUCUGCACCUUCGAAACAAGGUCUGUUGCCUCUCAAGGUCGGUGGAAGCACUAUUGAGGGACAUUUGGAGAAUCUGCGACUCUCACAACAAACCUUGGCAAUGCUUCCAUCAGCAUCAUCUGGUAUCAUUACUUCUCCUCUUGAAGUUGCGGACUCGGCACGUUCGCCAGAAGCCACGGAGUUGUCCGUGGGUACACGACGACAGCGGAACCCCCUCAUCCAUAACCUUCUCACCGAUAAGCCUCUACUCUCAUCUUCAUUGCCGUUGAGUCGACGGGCACGCGGCUCAAUAAACCUACCCGCACCGCCCACCACCUUUGUUAAGCGCGGCAUGCCCGUCAGUCUUUUUCCAGAUCCACACGUCCAAGUGUGGACAGCUCACAACCGCCCAGAGUUGAGCCUCGAAGAGCCUAGCAUUGAUCUUCCCCGACUCGUGCAUUUGAUUGAAGACUCGUUCAACCGCAAACUCGACGUACAGGAUUACCUCAACCGAGUCAACGGCCGCCUGGCUGGUCUAAUCAUUGCAGGAGAGUACGAAGGCGGCGCUAUUCUAACCUGGGAACUCCCGCCCGGUGUAAAGGAUGACGGGAGCGAGGCAAGCACGGCACGGAUGGUGCCGUAUCUCGACAAAUUUGCAGUCCUCAAACGCAGUCAAGGUGCUGGAGGUGUUGCAGAUAUUGUGUUCAAUGCCAUGGUGCGCACAUGCUUCCCCAACGGAGUGUGUUGGCGUAGCCGCAAGGACAACCCAGUCAACAAAUGGUACUUUGAACGGUCUCUAGGAACCUGGAAACUUUCGGAUACCAAUUGGACCAUGUUCUGGACCACUCCUGAUCUCCCUGAGAAUCCGCAGAUAUUCCGGGAUUACGAGUAUGUGUGUCGAAGCAUCCAGCCUAGCUGGGCGGACGAUACUGGAGUGAUUGAUUAA